AUGAGUCGAGUGUGUAUCGUGGUUUUGGAGGAGGUGGAAGAUGAGUGUCCCGCGUUUCUUCCCGCCUCGCCCCAGGAGAUCGAGCCUUUGCGUCCCUCGGCGCCCGGGACCGCGCUGCCACCUUUGGUUCAAGCUAUAUUUAAUGGAGAUCCCGAUGAAGUUCGAGCGCUAAUAUUUAAGAAAGAAGAUGUUAAUUUUCAGGAUAAUGAGAAAAGGACCCCUUUACAUGCUGCUGCCUAUCUGGGAGAUGCAGAAAUUAUUGAACUACUUAUUUUAUCUGGAGCUAGAGUUAAUGCCAAAGACAGCAAAUGGUUGACUCCUCUGCACAGAGCUGUGGCAUCCUGUAGUGAGGAUGCUGUUCAGGUGUUGUUGAAACAUUCAGCGGACGUCAACGCUCGUGAUAAAAACUGGCAGACCCCCCUGCAUAUAGCAGCUGCAAAUAAAGCUGUGAAAUGUGCUGAAGCUCUGGUGCCUCUCCUAAGCAAUGUAAAUGUGUCCGAUCGAGCAGGUAGAACUGCUCUGCAUCAYGCAGCCUUCAGUGGGCACGUUGAGAUGGUCAGCUUGUUGUUGUCUAGAGGGGCCAAUAUUAAUGCAUUUGACAAGAAGGACAGACGAGCUAUACACUGGGCAGCCUAUAUGGGUCACAUUGAAGUUGUGAAACUCCUUGUGGCCCAUGGAGCCGAGGUAACAUGCAAAGACAAGAAAUCCUACACACCCCUGCAUGCUGCAGCGUCUAGUGGGAUGAUCAGUGUGGUCAAGUAUCUUCUAGAUCUGGGAGUUGAUAUGAAUGAACCAAAUGCCUACGGAAAUACCCCCUUACAUGUAGCUUGCUACAAUGGGCAAGAUGUUGUAGUGAAUGAACUCAUAGACUGYGGUGCUAAUGUAAAUCAAAUGAACGAGAAGGGUUUCACACCUUUGCACUUUGCUGCUGCAUCGACACACGGCGCGUUGUGCUUAGAACUUCUGGUCUGCAACGGAGCAGAUGUAAAUAUGAAGAGUAAAGAUGGGAAGACACCUUUGCACAUGACAGCAAUCCACGGUAGAUUUUCAAGAUCUCAGACCAUCAUUCAAAACGGAGCUGAAAUAGACUGUGAAGAUAAGAAUGGAAAUACUCCUUUGCACAUAGCAGCUAGAUACGGCCAUGAGCUAUUAAUCAACACGUUGAUUACAAGUGGUGCUGACACUGCAAAGCGGGGUAUACAUGGGAUGUUUCCUCUCCAUUUGGCAGCAUUAAGUGGAUUUUCAGACUGCUGCAGAAAGCUGCUUUCAUCAGGUUUUGACAUCGACACCCCRGAUGAUUUUGGCAGGACUUGUCUUCACGCAGCUGCAGCGGGAGGGAAUUUGGAGUGCCUAAACCUUCUGCUCAAUACUGGUGCAGACUUCAACAAAAAGGACAGAUUUGGGAGAACUCCACUCCAUUAUGCUGCUGCCAAUUGUAAUUAUCAGUGCCUGUUUGCCCUUGUGGGAUCUGGAGCUAGUGUGAAUGACCUUGAUGAGAGGGGUUGUACACCUCUACACUAUGCAGCUGCAUCAGACACAGAUGGAAAGUGCCUGGAAUAUUUGCUAAGAAACGAUGCCAACCCUGGAAUCCGAGACAAGCAAGGAUACAACGCGGUCCAUUACUCUGCGGCUUACGGUCACCGCCUGUGUCUAGAAUUGAUCGCAAGUGAAACGCCUCUAGAUGUUCUAAUGGAAACAUCAGGUACCGACAUGCUGAACGAUUCAGACAACAGAGCACCCAUAAGUCCACUGCAUUUAGCUGCAUACCAUGGUCACCAUCAAGCUCUGGAGGUGCUGGUGCAGUCCUUGCUGGACCUUGAUGUGAGGAACAACAACGGGAGGACGCCGCUGGACCUUGCUGCCUUCAAGGGGCACGUGGAGUGUGUGGACGUUCUCAUUAAUCAGGGAGCCUCAAUCUUGGUGAAAGAUUAUGUUGUAAAGAGAACCCCAAUACAUGCUGCAGCUACAAAUGGUCACUCGGAAUGUUUGAGACUAUUGAUAGGAAAUGCAGAACCACAAAAUGCAGUGGACAUUCAAGAUGGAAAUGGACAGACUCCUCUGAUGUUGUCAGUUCUCAAUGGGCACACGGACUGCGUUUAUUCACUCCUUAACAAAGGAGCCAAUGUAGAUGCCAAAGAUAAGUGGGGAAGGACGGCCUUGCAUAGAGGGGCCGUGACCGGGCACGAGGAGUGUGUGGAAGCGCUGCUGCAGCACGGCGCCAAGUCCCUGCUGCGGGACUCGAGGGGACGGACCCCCAUCCACCUGUCAGCCGCGUGCGGACACAUAGGCGUGCUGGGCGCCCUCCUGCAGUCGGCCACGGCCGUGGAUGCGGUCCCUGCCAUCGCAGACAAUCAUGGCUACACCUCCCUGCACUGGGCCUGCUACAACGGUCAUGACAGUUGUGUAGAGCUCCUGCUGGAACAGGAAGUUUUCCAGAAAACAGAAGGAAAUUCUUUCAGUCCGUUGCAUUGUGCUGUGAUAAAUGAUAAUGAAGGUGCUGCAGAAAUGUUGAUUGAUACACUAGGUGCUGGUAUUGUAAAUUCAACAGAUUCAAAAGGAAGAACUCCUCUUCAUGCAGCAGCCUUUACAGAUCACGUGGAGUGUCUCCAGCUUCUGCUGAGUCACAACGCUCAAGUAAACGCGGUAGAUUCCUCUGGGAAAACACCCUUAAUGAUGGCUGCAGAAAAUGGACAGACAAACACAGUUGAGGUGCUGGUUAGCAGUGCUAAGGCUGAUCUGACUUUGCAAGACAGGUCUAAGAACACAGCACUCCACUUGGCUUGCAGCAAGGGUCAUGAAACUAGUGCCUUGUUAAUACUGGAGAAGAUUACAGAUAGAAACCUCAUCAAUGCCACCAAUGCAGCCUUGCAAACACCUCUGCAUGUUGCUGCUCGGAAUGGACUAACAGUUGUAGUUCAAGAACUUUUAGGGAAGGGAGCAAGUGUACUUGCUGUAGAUGAAAAUGGUUACACGCCCGCCCUGGCCUGCGCCCCCAACAAGGACGUGGCCGAUUGCCUGGCGCUCAUCCUGGCCACCAUGAUGCCCGUUUCGUCGAGCAGCACGCUGCCGUCGCUGACGUUCAACGCCAUCAACCAUUACACCAACACCUCAAAAACCGUCACCUUCGAUUCCCUGCCCAUCAUGAGGAGUGACCACAGCUCUUACUGUAGCUUCAACAACAUCGGCAGGGAAGACGGCUACCCCUAUACGGAAGAGGACGAGCUCAACGACUCGGAUUCCGAGACCUACUGAAAGCUACGUCCUGUGGGUCGGGAGAGGGAGCCCGAGCGUUGCAAGAUCCGACUUGUGCUCUUGGGGGAAAARAAACGCAGACGGAGUUUGAAUACAAAAACAGGACAGGCCUUUGAGAAGAUGUUCUUUUUUGUUUGAUUGAUUGUUUUUUUUUUUAUUGUGGUUGCAUAUAAAAAAGCCUGUGAGRCUCUAGGAGGAUUUUUAAGAGAAUAUUUUGCAGAAGAAGCCUAAACUCUUGAAUAAGUACUUGGAAUCCAUGGCAAAAAAGUAGAAUAAAGAAUGUCAAAACUGUUUUAUUUGAUUCUACCAUUCUAUUUCUGGUGCCAGAAGAAGUUUCUGCAGACUGGGCACCCUACUUGAUGUAAAUGAACAACACUAUUGUACAACACAGAGGAUGUUAGGUUUAAAUAUUAUCGCUAAAACUAAAACCAUUUUGAAGGCAAUAAAUGAGUUUGGUACAGGAGGCAUUGUUUGUGCUGCAAAUUGCCAAAGGACCAAAUAACUUAAAGAUUUUUUUUUAAUUAAAUACCUUUUUUUGUGGAAACUGGAACAGGUCAAUUGAGAAGUUAUUUUAACCAAACCUUAACUACUUCUGAGAGAGAAGCUUAGAUUUGGUUUUAAAUGUGUUUUUUGUUUUGUUUUGGGGUUAUUUUUAAUCAUAUGAAAGCCUUCCAACACUAUUAAAUGUACCAUAAAAAAGAUGUAUUUUAAGUUUUGUUUUCUUUUUCUUUUAGAUGAAAUGAAAAUGAACUUGUCAUACUUUUAUAAUACUAAAAUUAAACCAGCUAACAAGGUGGAGUCAGGGUGAAACAUGUACAGUGUAAGAAACAAGGGAAGGGGUAGGAGUUCUGGGAGGGAAGCAGUAAUUGUUGCACUGUUUUAGAUUUUUUAACUUUUGGGUUUGGGAUUGAGAUUUUUUUAAUUUAAAAUACACGAGAGUAACUUGGAGUACGAGACUGCAUAAAAAAAAAGAAAUGAAAUGUCUUGAUAAGCCUGUUGUGACCGAGUUCUUUUCAACCCUUUGUCCACUUCUUACAUCAGAAACUCGUACUUAGGAUUAAAUUUGUAUGUCCCUAUCACUUUUGCUUUUUCUUUUUUUUUUUUUUUUUUUUAAACCUUCAAGGGGUGGGAAGGGGAGGUGAAUUUAAAAGUAAGUUUCCCUAUUAGCAAAAGGUACCGUGUCUGGUCUGUGGGAAGAGCUGUGUAUCUUUAUUGUGCUCCAUUUAGAAAAUAAUCAGAAAAAAAACAGGUCCCUGUAAAGUAGUUCAGACUUGCCCGGAGAUUUUAUUUUUUUCUUAAUUUAUAACAGACUACUGUGGUUUUUCAGUUGCCUGAAGAAAGACUGACAUAAGUAAACUGAAGUUUUGUCUGUUAAAUAUGAGUAUUUACUUUAUUUGGUUCUGCUUUAACUAUAACUGUUACUUUUCAAGUGAAAUUGUUUAUGUACAUGCAAGGAAUACUUGCAUGUCCUGGAGAAGUACAAAUAAAUUACUACAAACUGAGUUGAAUUUCCUUUUUAUCCUUUUUGUAUUGUGAAACUGGAAAUCUUUAUGAUACUGUAAAUUAUCAGCUGGUUUUUCUGAACAUAGUGUGGAAACACGGGACAAUAUUUUGAUCUAUUUGAUAAUUUUGUGGGGUUUUUGAAGAAUUAAUGAGCAUGUACAUAGAAAUAGUGACUGCUUGAAUACUGUAUUUACCUGCACUCUU
This is a messenger RNA of Nothoprocta perdicaria, 4959 nucleotides long. It is a transcript of the gene ANKRD28, whose product is annotated as ankyrin repeat domain 28. Gene Ontology annotation, molecular function: protein binding. Gene Ontology annotation, cellular component: ciliary inversin compartment. The transcript has 28 exons. Bases 1 to 3252 code for a protein of 1083 amino acids. Lineage: Eukaryota; Metazoa; Chordata; Aves; Tinamiformes; Tinamidae. The record is from RefSeq and is a predicted model, not a curated record. Gene Ontology annotation, biological process: protein localization to ciliary inversin compartment.